Molecule: messenger RNA, 3906 nt
Organism: Nomia melanderi (Alkali bee)
Lineage: Eukaryota; Metazoa; Arthropoda; Insecta; Hymenoptera; Halictidae
Product: glutamate receptor 1
Cellular component (GO): membrane
Molecular function (GO): ligand-gated monoatomic ion channel activity
Source: RefSeq, a predicted model, not a curated record
AUCGCUGUCUAAGGCGUUUCGUGUUUCGUGCGGGCAUCAGUGAAGAACUGGAACGGAUUGCGUUUCCGGUUACUACUGACUGACAUUCGAGAGGUUGAUUCAAAGUAUUGCAAUGCUCCUUGUAGGAUGUUUAUACGUAGAAAAAUGAAAAUCAUCUUUCUUGUAAUGACCACAUUCUCCGUGGUGACGAGCACUUGUAUUUUACCAUCACCUUUAACUUUACAACUGAUACUGGAAUUCUCGAAGUUAAGAUCAUGGAAUCAAAUAGUACUAUUCGACAAUCUAAGCUCCUUAGAUUGUGUAUUCGCCUACGCAAGACCUUUGUUUGCGUGCCUCGCUGAAACAGGUAUCAGCGUGUCAAUUCAGUCAGCCAUCAAUCCAAAUAUACCAGACGCCCUUAUUAUUCGGAAACAUCGAAUCGGAUCCAUUGUCUUAUUGGAUAGUCUCAAUCUCACCUCUCCUGAGAAUGUUUUACACGUGGCCUCUCAGAAAUUUCUGUUCAACUAUUACAUCUCCUGGCUAAUGAUAACAACAAGAAACACCGACGCAACUAUAGAUUCAGUACUCCGGCAUUUGAAUAUUGGCAUCGACAGCGACGUGGUCAUUGCUACAUCAUCUUUAUCGUAUUCUGCGAUUCACAAAUUAUCACAAACGUAUUCGAACAGGUCACAUUGCUGUUUACGAAGCUAUGAGAGUCACUUUCAAUAUCGAGAGCCUCCUGUGAAACAACCUGUCGAAAACGCGUCGAUAAAUUUGAACUACGCCAUCUUGGAGAACCGAACGGUGGUCUUCUACUUUGUCCAUGUAUACAAAAUCCGGCAUUCGGACAACACCAGUCUGAUGACAAAUUUUCUUGGUUCCUGGAACCCGCAUUCUUGGUCGUUGCAAAACCCGACAAGCGUCAAGCUUAGAAACGACUUCAAAGGGAUGCCGAUUGUCUUCGGGGUGUUGAAUGGAACAAUCGAUGGCCAGAUGGAUGUUACUGAUCAAUUGGAAGCGAACGAUAUCUUGCCGCUUCUUGACUUCGCGAGCUUCGUCACGAGCAGCGUUAACGCAAGCAUAGAAUUAGUGUCCCACGAUAAACUAGGAACUCUCAACAACAAAGUUUGGGGCAAUCUUCUUGGCGAUGUCGUUACCGGAGUUGUUGAUAUAGGGCUAGGAUACAUAACCGUUAACGAAGAACGACAAGCGGAGAUGACGUUCAGCCAUCCUCUGAUUCGCUAUAUGAGGAAUAUUUAUUAUCAUCCAUUGGAGAGUGGAACCAUGAGAGACAUAUUUCGCCAACCGUUUGACAACUGUCUACUGGGAUGCGUAGCUUCUACGUAUGUCGCCAUUUUAUUCGCGAUGGGACUGAUUAUCUAUGCCGCGAAAACUGUUCUCCAUUACGAGGAGGAAAAACGCGUUGGUAUUGGAGAAGCUGCUCUCUGGUGCAUUAGCAUAAUGUGCAUGCAAGGUUCUCCGUGGACUCCUCGCAAUCCGUCAGGCAAAACUGUUUUGUUGUUUAGUCUGAUCUUCGCUUUGGUAAUGUACAAUGCUUACGCUGGCUUUAUUACCUCUAUAUUAUCGGUUCAAGCGAGUGGCAUUAAGUCGAUCACCGAUCUUUUGUCACACAACUUUAAGUUGGGGUACAGCAUAACCGAGGACGAGUAUAUUCGCAAUGUAAACGAUAGCAAUCUUCGCGAGCUUUACAUAAGAGCCUUCGACAAUCGAGAGUCUGGAUUAGACAUCACUUCCGGUCUAAUGAAAGCAGUACAGGGCCAAUACGGUUUCUUCGUGAGCGCCAGUCUCGCGCGACGUGCGCUCAGAACAACGUUAAUACAAGAACGAUGCACUUUGAAGGAAUUACCUCUUCCUCAAACCUUCACGAUGGUGGCUUUACCGAUGGCCAAUUCCUGCCCCUACAAAAAGAUUAUUAAUUUAAAUAUCUUGAGAAUACGAGAACGUGGUGUCUUGGAUCGAAUCACGGAACGAAUGCUACCGGAAAUGCCGCAGUGCAAAUCGCCGACCACUUUCCACAGUGCCAGGUUGGCUGACGUUUAUUCUGCCUUCUUCAUCUUGAUCGCCGGUGGCGUGACAGCGGUUUCGAUCUGGAUCGCCGAGAGGAUAUGGAACAAGAGACGUCAAAUGAAGGACACUAUAAUACGGGGGAUGCGGCAGCGUCAUCUGAUGCCGAAUCUGUCUCACUUACCCCAUCUACCCCACUUGCCGCAGUUACCUUCUUUUUCGCAGUUCCACCAUUUACACUUGCAUUCGCAUCGUAAAAAGCUGAGUCACGUGCAUCACACUAACGAGAUGCAAUUCGAUUCAAAGAAAACGAACGAAUGCUUCGUUAUGGAUUCUUCUUCUUCCAUUUAUGCACACGAUUUACGAAUUUUACCUAGAAUUUUACGACCUAGGAAGAGAAACAAGGAUGGGACAGGUCAUUUACGUAGAAUCAUCGAUUGUUCCCGCAUCGGAUCACGAUUCUAUAAUCGCCGUAAAGAGAACAGUUUGAAUAAAUCGACCUUUCUCGAAUUACCGCGAACGAAGUGCAACAGUGUCGAGAAGAAUGACAAAUCGAGUCAUAGUACAAUUUUUCCCUUUCAUGAAUAACUUAUGGUAAUUCUGUGUGCAUUCGCGUAUGUAAUAUAUAUAGACGACAAGCAUAAAAAAUUGCAACGACUGUAAACGGGUAUUAGAGAAAUCUUGAUAAUUUCCAUCAUUUUGGGACUUGCAUUUCUACAUUACAUUUGAUCGCAGAGUCACUAUUGACGUUACUUAAAGAUCUGAGAAAUGAUCUUUUUUUGAUUUAUCGAUAUAUCUAAUGGAUAGAUCGAUUAUCCUCGGUUUUUUACUGGAUUUAACAUGAUAAAUUGCCUCUGCUUUGGAUCUCGUGACAGUAAAAGGAGAGAACUUUGGAACCACUUGAAAUCUUUUACGCGUAAUUCUUGAGUUACCUUGUAAAAUGGUUUAAAAAAGGUUUAUCAUGCCUGAAGCCAAUGGACCAAAGUCCAACUGAGCGUAGAUUAUUGGAACCGGUUCGGAGUUACAAUAAACAAGUAUGCAGAAUAUGUAGAAGAUUUAGAAGAAGUAAUAAUUCUGUAACAAAAUGUUCCGUGAUUUAGCAAUUCUUACUGUAAAGUAAACACCUAUUACACAAAUAAAGUGAGAGAUGAGCAAACAUUUAUAUCAAUGUGAUUUCUAAACGAUCUCAUUUCAGAUUACACAUUUUCACGCGAAAUGUAUCAUUCGGGGUUGCCAUAUUUGCCGUACGUCGCAGUAAUUUUCACUUUGGUGUUGUAUGUCUUAUAAGGAGGCUCAUAUUUCUCUAGAUUCUCCAUGUUCCUGCAGUCUCGCAGCAAUCCCAUUUCGCUUCUAUAAAAUGAUAAAGUCAGAAUCGUACCUUUUGUUUGAUUAUCUCGUCCUUAUUACCGACACAUAACGUUAGAGAUGUCAGGAGAGUUUUCGUCGUCGUUACACCAUUUCUGCCAUUGUUCGUAAAGUUGAUUCUCACCAAUUUCAUCCAAAUAAUAAUGACAUAGAUCCCUCAGUCUGUUGAAAAUUGAAUUCAUUAAUGAACAAUGAUAGCUGUGUCGAAUUAUAAAAUACAUUUCGUUAUUUAAGGAGAAAGGAAACAUUUCUAUUAAAUUCAAAUAGCUGCUUACUCUUUUCCCCAAAGUCCAUCUGCUGAAGUAGAAAUCAAAAUAGAACCAGGCGAAUCGUCGCAAAUGAACUUCUUUCCGUUAACUUCUCGCAGACGAUAGCUGUGCAAUGUUUUCUUUUUAAAUUAAUUAUUGAACUGACUGUUACUUAGAACUGGUAUGAGCGCUUACUAUAUAAACGUACUAUUGAAAUUCGUGAUCGCAAAUGGUUCUCAAGAAGAGCUCAACUUCGGUGUCGUCCAGACAUGCACUUGGUGACAUCAUU